ACAAGCUCGCCUCUCAUUCCGUUGGCAACCGCGCGUGCGUACGGACUCACCAUGGGGAAAGACGAGCUUAUCAAAAACACUCUCUAUGUUAUGAACAUCAUUUACGCGGUGUUCGGGCUAGUGACCGCCGCGACCGGGAUCUGGUUCUUUGUGCAGUUGACCGAGUUUGUCAGCCUCAGGAAUAGCAACCAUUACCUGUUGGACUACCGGGUGUACUGGCCUCAGGUCGCGCCAUGGCUCUUCAUCCUGCUCGGACUGUUCGUUAUGAUGGUGGCCUUCUGCGGCUGGUGCGGCACCAACCGCGAGAGCCGCGGCAUGCUCGGCAUCUACGGCCUCUUCAUGAUCCUCAUUGUUGUCGGACAAGUGAUCGCAGCCACCCUCAUCUUCGUGUACGUCGACGGUGAAGACACGGACAGAUUCAUCAAGGAUACAGUGUACGAUGGAUACUACAACUCGCAGUCCAACCCUGACGUCUUCAAGCAGUUCGGAAGGAUCGAGAGGAAGCUGAGGUGCUGUGGAGCCAACGACGCGAGAGACUACAGGAGUUGGAGGAACGACCUGCCGCUGACAUGCUGCUUGGACAGCUACUACCGCGCGACCUGCGACUUCACCGACAAGGAAGCGAACGAACGACUCGGAUGUGCUAAAGUGGCGUCAGUUUACACCAAAAUCAUCAGCUCUUCGGUCGCGGGAGCCUCUCUCCUGAUCUCGCUCGUGGAGAUAACCGGUGUAGUGCUCGCGUGGAAACUGUUCCACUCGCUGCGGGAAGUGGAACACUAUAUCACGGAGAGGAAGGAAGGUGAGACGGAGUGCUAGGUCCUGUGCCACAGUAUUAUACCGACCGAUGCCGCGACACGCUAGGUACGAGACUUUAACGACCCGAUACCGACUCUCGCGACCUGAAGUAACUUUCCCUUUCUAAGUUCCCUUCUUUCACGGUACUUCUCAUAUCUAUCUACUUUUAAGAUGAAGUUCGUUUCCUUGCCAAAGGAAAGCCUGAAACCUUUAUUCUUAUAGAUCUGAUUAAAAUACAUUCCAUCGGUUAUUCGGUUAGGUUAAUUUGCUUUAAUCAAGCAAUCUCAUAGUUUAAUUUGUGUUGAUUGUCGCCCGCCAGACUUAGGUCAAAGUUUAUAUUAAGAUGGUAUUAUUCGAGCGAGUGGGCCUAAUCAGUUGUUUCCUUCUUAACUCAAUGAAUCAUAAUAGGUACCUGCACUGACUCACAUGGACCUCAUUGUACCUAAGACGUGGUGAAUCUGGCCUCGCCCCCACCAAGUGUCUCCGACACACACGAUUAACGUAAUGUUAGGUAUUCAUAGCUCGGUAUGUAAGUUUCGUAAGUUAUAUUUCGCGUUGAUAGACGUCCAUGGACGGCUGGAGAUUGUUCGUUGGUAGAAGGUCGUCUAUGAGAAAAAUGUGACCUCAAAUGAGCUCGUGGUGACGAGCUGGCGGCAGCUACUCGCUGUUGAGGCGUGCUGAGGCCGCGGCGUUGUGUAACGUGUAGUAGGAGUGCCGUAAUGGCCCCGUUUGUGUUUGUCGUUCGGAAUGGUGAGUCUGUUCGCUAUGGUCCAUCGGUGUAUGCCAAUUUUUACGCAAGACGUAUUGUGUGUAUCAAGUAUGCUCAGCCGAACAUAUGUUAAUUUAUUACGAAACAGAUUUCACAAUUUUUAUAAACGUGUUUCUCAAGUAGAAGUAAAUAAUGUGCCAACAUUGGUGUUCUUACCUUAUUAUAAUCACAAGAGAUAUAUAUUGUUUUGUAUCGAGUUUUAAUGAUAGAGUUUUAACUUUAUAAGUAAGUUUUGGAACGAAUGUCCGUCCUUUAUAUGAAGCCAUAUUUAAAAUAUAUUUUUUAACAUAUACAUGUAUUUUAAUAGAUGUCCAAUUGCCAAAGAAAGUAUAGGUACAAACUUUCGAGAAAAAAAAAGAAAAUAUAUUGCAUGCAAAAAAAAAAUCUAUCAUUUUAUAGGUAAGUAAGUAACCCCAACCAUUAUUACUGUAAUAAUUAUUAGCUGAUAUUUAUAAGUUAUUUUCAUACUUUAAAUAAAUAAUAAUAAUGUAUUAUUAAGUCGAGACUAGUCUUAAGUCGUUUCGUUUGUAAUAAAAUAAAUGUUUAAAUAUUUAGAAGAAAA
Molecule: messenger RNA, 2126 nt
Organism: Trichoplusia ni (cabbage looper)
Lineage: Eukaryota; Metazoa; Arthropoda; Insecta; Lepidoptera; Noctuidae
Product: CD151 antigen-like
Exons: 1
Coding region: 52-816 (254 amino acids)
Cellular component (GO): membrane
Source: RefSeq, a predicted model, not a curated record